UCCCUCUCCCAACAUGGCGGCCUCAGCGAAAAAGAAGAAUAAGAAGGGGAAGACUAUCUCCCUAACAGACUUCCUGGCCGAGGAUGGGGGGACUGGUGGAGGAAGCACCUAUGUUCCCAAGCCAGUCAGCUGGGCUGAUGAAACAGACGAUCUGGAAGGAGGUGUUUCAACCACUUGGCACAGCAACGAUGAUGAUGUGUACAGGGCACCUCCAAUUGACCGUUCCAUCCUUCCCACUGCUCCACGGGCUGCUCGGGAACCCAAUAUCGACCGGAGCCGUCUUCCCAAAUCACCACCCUACACUGCUUUUCUAGGGAACCUGCCCUAUGAUGUGACUGAAGAGUCCAUUAAGGAGUUCUUUAGAGGGUUGAGUAUCAGUGCAGUGCGUUUACCACGUGAACCCAGCAAUCCAGAGAGGUUGAAAGGUUUUGGUUAUGCCGAGUUUGAAGACCUGGAUUCCCUGUUCAGCGCCCUGAGCCUCAGUGAAGAGUCUCUAGGUAACAGGAGAAUUCGAGUGGACGUUGCUGAUCAAGCACAGGAGAAAGACAGGGAUGAUCGUUCUUUUGGCCGAGACAGAAAUCGGGAUUCUGACAAAACAGAUACAGACUGGAGGGCCCGUCCUGCCACAGACAGCUUUGACGACUACCCACCUAGAAGAGGGGAUGAUAGCUUUGGAGACAAGCAUCGUGGUCGUUAGGAUUCAGGCCGGUAUCGUGACGGUUAUCGUGACGGCCCACGCCGGGAUAUGGAUCGAUAGGGAGGCCGGGAUCGUUAUGAUGACCGAGGCAGCAGAGACUAUGACAGAGGCUAUGACUCCGGGAUAGGCAGAGGCAGAAGAGCAUUUGGUAGUGGGAACCGCAGGGAUGGUGACUACAGAGGAGGCGGGGAUGGCUAUGAAGACCGAUACGACAGACGGGAUGAUCGGUCAUGGAGCUCCAGAGAUGAUUAUAGGCGUGAUGAUAGAGGUCCCCCCCAAAGACAACUGAAUGUAAAGCCUCGGAGUACUCCUAAGGAAGAUGAUUCCUCUGCUAGCACUUCCCAGUCCAGUCGAGCAGCUUCCAUCUUUGGAGGGGCAAAGCCUGUGGACACGGCUGCUAGAGAACGGGAAGUAGAAGAACGGCUACAGAAGGAGCAAGAGAAAUUGCAGCGUCAGCUGGACGAGCCAAAACUAGAACGACGGCCUCGGGAAAGGCACCCAAGUUGGCGAAGUGAAGAAACUCAGGAACGGGAACGGUCGAGGACAGGAAGGGAGUCAUCACAGACUGGGACCUCCGCAACAGCUGGCAGAAGUAAGUCAGAUCAGGAUGCACGAAGGAGAGAAAGCGAGAAGUCUCUGGAAAAUGAAACCCUCAGUAAGGAAGAAGACUGUCACUCUCCAACUUCUAAGCCUCCCAAAUCUGAUCAGCCUCUAAAGGUAAUGCCAGCCCCUCCACCAAAGGAGAAUGCUUGGGUGAAGCGAAGUUCUAAUCCUCCUGCUCAAUCUCAGGGCUCAGAAACAGAGCAGCAAUCUCCUACAAGUAGUGGUGGAAAAGUAGCUUCAGUUCAACCAUCUGAGGAAGGACCAGCAAGAAAAGAUGAAAACAAAGUAGACGGGGUGAGUGUCCCAAAAGGCCAAAGCGGGAACUCUGUCCGUGGUCCAGGAGAUGGAGGGAGCAAAGACCACUGGAAGGAGUCUGAUAGGAAAGAAGGCAAAAAGGAUCAAGACUCCAGAUCUGCACCUGAGCCAAAGAAAACUGAAGAAAACCCAGCCUCUAAGUUCAGUUCUGCAAGCAAGUAUGCUGCUCUCUCAGUUGAUGGUGAAGAUGAAAACGAGGGGGAAGAUUACACCGAAUAAACCUCUACAUCUUAUGCUUUCUCCUAGUCUCACUCCAUCCUGGAACAUUCGAGAGCAAAUCAAACCUCUAUCCAGACAAGACAAAAUAAAACACACCAUCUCCUG
Messenger RNA from Choloepus didactylus (southern two-toed sloth), 1939 nucleotides. RefSeq names its product eukaryotic translation initiation factor 4B-like. Gene Ontology annotation, molecular function: RNA binding. Lineage: Eukaryota; Metazoa; Chordata; Mammalia; Pilosa; Megalonychidae. The record is from RefSeq and is a predicted model, not a curated record.